UAUGUUUUAGACUGUCUAAAUCUUUUUGAGGUUGAGUAAAUUUAAGAAGGGUAACGAAAUACGACGAUGCUUCAGUUUACACUUUAAUACAUUAACUUAUUUAUAAUUGACAAAACUGAGCAAUAUUAUCUUUGUAAGUAGCAAUUUUGAUACAGCUCUUGCACUAGACAUGACCAGGCGUCAUAAUAUUUACUGUUAUUACAUAUUGACAUGACAGUCUAAGUGUUACCUUUUUAAGAGGAUACAAUACGUUCUGGUCCUGAUGUUGGUGAUACAGGAAGGUGGAGCGUUGACUGUCUUAUCUGUUCCAGAUCUCAAACAGCACCUGUCUGUCCACUCUCAGCCAGCACACCUGUCGAAGGAGGAAAUGACGGACGGAAGCUGCUCUUCACCAAGAGCAAACAAGCGGCCGGUGACCUGGGAGUUUGACAUGUGCGGCAGGUAUUUCAAGCAGGGGAUAAUCUCUCAGCUGCUGCACUGACGAGAGGAGUGGAGAAAUUGUGACGCAGGUGUUCCUAAAAGUGUUGGUGAGUAGACUUGUGUUUACGCUCACCGGCCACAAUUAUAGGUACCUUUGCACUGUCUAAUCAGAUCCAGUACCUUAAUGUUUAUUAUUGUGUUUCCGUUGCAUUACAGUUCUUCAUCGCAACACAGUAAUGUGAUGCAGGGUUUUUUCCAAGCAGCAACACAUCUGUUGAGAGGUUGCAGAUCUGGAAGUAGAGUCAUCUGAGUGCAAGUGUUAUUAUUCGUCCUUCAAUCUGCAACCUUUAAACUCAUCGAACUGUGACCCAUUUUAGGCCACAUAUUCUUUUUCUUAAAUAUAAAGAGUUAGUAUAAAUUAUUUAAUAAAAAUACAACACUCCCCUUUUCCUAAAAAAAUCCUUGCUUUGCUUUUUCUUGUGCUUUUUCUGUGUAUGUUUCCUGUGUGGCUACAUCAUCAUCAUCAUCAACAACAGGUGAAGAAUGGAACAUCCACUAAAGAAGUCUUCAUGUGACAAGACUUGCUGACUGGGCACAAACAUGCAAGUAUAUACGAAAUCAAGUCUGCACAGUUGCGGUGGCAUGGACUAGUCCAAAGCUCAAGAAUGGAGGAUGGAGCUGUGGAAAACAAUCAUGAUUGAACGUUUAAAGCCAUCCCUGCACCUUCGCCGGCCUUUCCUCACACGGGCAUCACUUUUCUCUUCCUCUCCCCCACCAAUGCUUCACACCACCUCUGCCUUGUCGGCUGUGCGUCCCAUGCGAUCGAGGGCUUCACCUGAAAGCAGACGCUACCUGCCAUCCUGUAGGGGGGCGGCGGGUGCCAGAUCACUUCCACGCCAACCUCAAUUCAUCCCGCUGGAGUAAGGAGAGAAAGAAGCCAGCGUGGAGAUAUGAACGACUCUCUGGCGGCGAAUGACUCCUCGGCUGUGGACGCUCUGCCGUGGAUGGAGGCGGAGUCGCCGGGGCUCAACGGCACCCUGGAGUUCUCCACCGCCCCCUUCAUGUUCCCGGUCAACCCGUGGGACAUCAUGCUGUGCAUGUCGGGCACCGUCAUCGCCUGCGAGAACGCCAUCGUGGUGGCCAUCAUCUUCUACACGCCCACGCUUAGGACUCCCAUGUUUGUGCUCAUCGGGAGCCUGGCCACGGCCGACCUGCUGGCCGGCGUGGGAUUAAUCCUCAACUUCGUCUUUCAGUACGUGAUCUCGUCCCAGACUGUGAGUCUUGUGACUGUGGGCUUCUUGGUGGCGUCUUUCACGGCGUCCAUCAUCAGCCUCUUGGCCAUCACCAUCGACCGCUACUUCUCGCUCUACAACGCCCUCACCUACUUCUCAGAGAAGACCCUUCAGUACGUGCACCUGAUGCUGGUGGGCACCUGGGGGGUGUCCCUGUUCCUGGGCCUGCUGCCGGUCCUGGGCUGGAACUGCCUGGACGAGCCGGCCUCUUGCAGCAUCGUGCGACCUUUGACCCGCAGCAACUUGACUCUGCUGGCCGUGUCCUUCUUCGUCAUCUUCAUGCUCAUGCUGACUCUCUACUUUAAGAUCUGCAAGAUCGUGUGCCGCCACGCCCACCAGAUCGCACUGCAGCAGCACUUCUUCGCCACCUCGCACUACGUGGCCACCAAGAAGGGCGUGUCCACGUUGGCCAUCAUCUUGGGGACGUUCGGCGCCAGUUGGCUGCCCUUCGCCAUCUACUGCUUGGUGGGCGAGCGGGAGUACCCGUCAGUGUACACUUACGCCACGCUGCUGCCGGCUACCUACAACUCUAUGAUCAACCCCAUCAUCUACGCUUACAGAAACACAGAAAUCCAGCGCUCCAUCUACAUACUCCUCUGUGGCUGCUUCCGACCCAACGCCGCCUACCGCUCCAGGUCGCCCAGUGAGGUCUGAGCCCACUGGUGCUCCUGUAGGGGGCGCAGAACAAAGUAUCACUUGACCACAUGACUCUCUGAAGACUUCACCAACACAAGCGCUGUCCCAUGUAUUCGGUGCUACCACUUUACAACAAGGCCAGGGCUUAAUACAUUGCCUAGUCAUUAGCUUUACCACAUUAGGUCGUAUUGUUACGAGAAAAAAAUGUGUAACAUUAUUACGUAAAUGAAUUGACGUACUUCAAGGAUAAGGUUUUUAUUGUAAGAAGAACACAGUGGCCAGGUUAAUUUGGAACGUUACGACUACAUGUCGUGAAAUGUACCGCAAUUUACUCGUAAUGUUACGAAAAAGUCGUGGAGUUGUAUUGUUAUGAGGUCAGAGUUGUUGUGGUACGAAAAAAAAGUUGCAAUUUUACAACUUUGAAGUCAUAACGUUCCGAGUAAAUACUUGUAAUUAUGCGAGAAAAGUUGUGACUUAAGUUGAAAUGUUACGAGGAAAAGUACCCUAGUCAUUAGCUUCACCACAUUUGGUCGUAUUGUUACGAGAAAAAAUGUGUAGCAUUAUUACUACUUCAAGGUUUUUAUUGUAAGAAGAACACAGUGGCCAGGUUAAUUUGGAACGUUACGACGACAUCAUGAAAUGUACCGCAGUUUACUCGUAAUGUUACGAAAAAGUAAUGGAGUUGUAAUGUUAUGGGGUCAGAGUUGUGCUACGAAAAAAAAGUUGCAAUUUUACAACUUUGAAGUCAUGACGUUCCGAGGAAAUACUUGUAAUCAUUCGGAACGUUACGACGACAUAUCGUAAAAUGUACCGCAAUUUACUCGUAAUGUUACGAAAAAGUCGUGGAGUUGUUAUGUUAGGGGAUCAGAGUUGUGGUACGAAAAAAAAGUUGCAAUUUUACAACUUUGAAGUCAUGACAUUCCGAGGAAAUACUUGUAGUCAUGCGAGAAAAGUCGCGAAUUAAGUUGAAAUGUUACAAGGAAAAAGUCUCCUCGUCAUUAGCUUUACCACUUAAAGUCGUUUUGUUGCGAGAAAAAAUGUGUAACAUUAUUACGUAAAUUAAUUGAUGUACUUCAAGGAUAAGGCUUUUAUUGUAAGAAGAACACAGUGGCCAGGUUAAUUUAUAACGUUACGACGACAUAUCGUAAAAUGUACCGCAAUUUACUCGUAAUGUUACGAAAAAGUCGUGGAGUUGUAAUGUUAUGGGGUCAGAGUUGUGGGACGAAAAAAAAGUUGCAAUUUUACAACUUUGAAGUCAUGACGUUCCGAGGAAAUACUUGUAAUCAUGCGAGAAAAGUCGCAACUUUAGUUGAAAUGUUACAAUGAAAAAGUCUCCUAGUCAUUAGCUUUACCACUUUAAGUCGUAUUGUUACGAGAAAAAAUGUGUAGCAUUAUUACCUAAAUGAAUUGACGUACUUCAAGGAUGAGGUUUUUAUUGUAAGAAGAACACAGUGGCCAGGUUAAUUUGGAACGUUACGACGACAUCAUGAAAUGUACCGCAGUUUACUCGUAAUGUUACGAAAAAGUCGUGGAGUUGUAAUGUUAUGAGGUCAGAGUUGUAGUACGAAAAAAAAGUUGCAAUUUUACAACUUUGAAGUCAUGACGUUCCGAGGAAAUACUUGUAAUCAUGCGAGAAAAGUCGCGACUUAAGUUGAAAUGUUACAAUGAAAAAGUCUCCUAGUCAUUAGCUUUACCACUUAAAGUCGUAUUGUUGCGAGAAAAAAUGUGUAACAUUAUUACGUAAAUUAAUUGAUGUACUUCAAGGAUAAGGCUUUUAUUGUAAGAAGAACACAGUGGCCAGGUUAAUUUAGAACGUUACGACGACAUAUCGUAAAAUGUACCGCAAUUUACUCGUAAUGUUACGAAAAAGUCGUGGAGCUGUAAUGUCAUGGGGUCAGAGUUGUGGUACGAAAAAAAAGUUGCAAUUUUACAACUUUGAAGUCAUGACGUUCCGAGGAGAUACUUGUAAUCAUGCGAGAAAAGUUGCGACUUAAGUUGAAAUGUUACGAGCAAAAAGUAUCCCAGUCUUUAGCUUCACCACUUUAAGUCGUAUUGUUACGAGAAAAAAUGUGUAGCAUUAUUACGUAAAUGAAUUGACGUACUUCAAGGAUAAGGUUUUUAUUGUAAGAAGAACACAGUGGCCAGGUUAAUUUGGAACGUUACGGCGACAUAUCAUGAAAUGUACAGCAAUUUACUCGUAAUGUUACGAAAAAGUCGUGGAGUUGUAAUGUUAUGAGGUCAGAGUUGUUGUGGUACGAAAAAAAAGUUGCAAUUUUACACCUUUGAAGUCAUAACGUUCCGAGUAAAUAAUGUUACGGGGGAAAAGUCGCAACGUUACGUUACAAGAUAAAGUCGUCAUGCUGCCAAAAAGAAGUCAGAGGCCGUAACGGGAGGACUUUUAAGAUGUUUUGCAAUUUACGCAAAGAAUCUCCAACAUUACGAAAAAAGUUGCACCACUUGAGAUUGAUUUGUAAUAUUGGGUUAAAAACGUUGUGAUGUAACGAGAUUUAAGUCGUAACAUUACCAGAUUCAGGUUAUAAUGUCACGAGUAGCUACAAGAGAAGUCGUAACGUGGCAAGAUUAAUAAGUCAUGCUAUGACACCCGAGUCGUAAUAUUACAGGGCUGAAAUUGUAACGUUGAAGUUUCAUCUUGCACAACAUUGCAACUUUUUUCGUAAAAAAAACCUUGAAAAUUUUAACAUUUCAACUAUUUUAUUGUGUUCCUCCUCAGUACUUGUUCAGGAGCAAUAGAACACAUUUUUUUCUCUCACAUUACGACUUUACAUUUUUUGUUUGUUUGUUCUUUUAAAAAUAAUUGUAGAAGUUUCACAAUUAAAAACAAAAUCUUCAUUAUGACUUUUUUUUUUCUUUUCUCCUCACUUUGUUCUCGCCUAUGUGUAUUGCUAAAACCAAAUGUAUGAUUUACAAAAACAUUACUUGGCUGUAAAGUGGUGCCCAUCCAGUAUCUGCACUUUAACAUUUGUCAACAAACUGAAGAGAGAAACGCUGUGAACAAGAAAAGUCUGUGGAAAAAAAAAAAAAAAACACCUGUGAAUGUACCUAAAAGACAAACGGAAUGGAAAACCUGCACUUUAUUCUAUGUUUAGUGUGUUUGUUUCUAUUUGGGAAUGCCAAAGCAGUAUUGUCUAGUCCAGUCCCUAUUGUAUUGUGAACUGUGUGCCAUUUUUGUAUUUAUUUUGUAUUUGUUUUUGUCUAUGCUGUGUAUUUUC
This is a messenger RNA of Nerophis lumbriciformis (worm pipefish), 5578 nucleotides long. It is a transcript of the gene gpr6, whose product is annotated as G protein-coupled receptor 6. Gene Ontology annotation, molecular function: G protein-coupled receptor activity. Gene Ontology annotation, cellular component: membrane. The record is from RefSeq and is a predicted model, not a curated record. NCBI's taxonomy places the organism in Eukaryota, Metazoa, Chordata, Actinopteri, Syngnathiformes, Syngnathidae. Gene Ontology annotation, biological process: G protein-coupled receptor signaling pathway.